Molecule: messenger RNA, 5669 nt
Organism: Seriola aureovittata
Lineage: Eukaryota; Metazoa; Chordata; Actinopteri; Carangiformes; Carangidae
Gene: slc25a35
Product: solute carrier family 25 member 35
Exons: 5
Coding region: 129-1025 (298 amino acids)
Source: RefSeq, a predicted model, not a curated record
GUGUGUGUGUGGUGCACAGUAAGUGGGAGGAGGAAACACUGCUGAGCCGAAAGCCGCUGACAUGAAGGACAGAUCGGAGCGGCCGCAGAACUGAACCUCCGCAUCUGUCCUCCCGCCGGACGGUCGCGAUGGAUUUCGUGCUGAGCGGAGUGGCGGCGUGCGGAGCGUGUCUGUUCACCAACCCGCUGGAGGUUGUCAAAACGCGAAUGCAGCUGCAGGGAGAGCUCCAGAGCAGGGGCACUUACCAGGUUUAUUAUCGCAACGUGUUCCACGCUUUUUACACCAUCGGUAAAGUGGACGGACUGGCAGGCUUACAGAAAGGACUGGCGCCCGGGCUGGUUUAUCAGUUUUUUAUGAAUGGAGUCAGACUCGGCUCGUACGCCAUCAUUGAGUCCUCUGGUUACAUCCACACCAAUGGAAGGGUCAGCGCGCUAAAAACCACGUUAGCAGGGGCUGUGGCUGGAGUGGUGGGGGCCGUGAUGGGCAGCCCUGUAUACUUGGUCAAGACUCAUCUGCAGAGUCAGUCUACGUCCUCUAUUGCGGUUGGACAUCAGUAUAAACACCAGGGGAUGAUCCACGCUCUGGCAGCCAUCUACAGGGAGCAUGGCAUUCUGGGACUGUGGAGGGGCUCCAGCGCUGCUGUACCGAGGGUCAGCGUGGGGUCAGCUGCUCAGCUCUCCACCUUCUCCUCCUCCAAGGAGCUUGUGAUUGACCUACAGGUUUUCGCGAAGGACAGCUGGUUGGUGCCUCUGAGUGCUGGCAUGAUCAGCAGUGUGGUUGUGGUGUUGGCCAUGACACCUUUUGAUGUGGUGAGCACACGGCUCUACAACCAGCCUGUGGACCAGUUGGGCAAGGGGCAGCUUUAUAAAGGAUUCACUGACUGCUUUUCCAAGACGCUGAGGAAGGAGGGAUUGACAGGACUUUACAAAGGCUUGGGAGCCUCUUAUUUCCGGCUCGGUCCACAUACCAUUCUGUCUUUGUUCUUCUGGGAUGAACUGCGCAAACUGUACCAGCAGUACAGAUAACACCAGGGACGAGGAGACUGGAAAUGGGUAACUCAUUAAGCUCUGAGUGCAUAGGUUAAAUGAGUCCUCAUUUAAUGAGUUCACUAUUAUGAGGUAAAAGAAAAACCAGGAGCUGCUCUCCUUUCUUCAUGGGAAAGCUAAAGAGCAAAGGUAACAUUUUACACUCCAAUAAGAAAACAGAUUAGUACAGUCAAAAUGCAUCAGGAAGCAGGGUGAAAAUGUCAAAACUGCAGUCAAGAGCGCUGAACAGUUCUGUCUAACAGAUGUCAUAAACACACUUGGAUUAGUCUUGGUAACAACCAGUAUGUGCUCAGAUAUGAUGAUCUACUCAAUAGACCUCACCUACUAACAUAGGUAAUAGUCUAAACCAGUAUAUUCAAAGGGAAACAAGAUAUUUUGGCAUGGGGAUAAAAUCUCAUCAGACAAGCGUAGGAAAGAAGCACUGAUGAAAAUGUGGCAGUAACACAAAAGACAUACAUCGGCCUUGUAUUGGAAGGAAGUGAUGCAGACUAUAACAUAGCAACAGAAUGAAGGAUUCUGUGGGUGAGAGAUUUCCUGUAAGCAACUUUGCCUUCAAGUUAACAAGUGUUGCUAAAGUCAAAGAGGACCUGCUGAUCAGUGACCCACUGGUGAGCCCAUCAGUACAAACUAGGGAUCAACUGAUUUUUUUUUCAGGGCCGAUACCGAUUAUUGGUAAUCAAGGAGACCGAUAAAUAAUAUUUGGAACCGAUACGCCAACACAAAACUACUGCUGUAUAAGGACACUCACUGUGUUGUCCAGGUGUUUCUAGUAUGUUGUCCACCCUAUUUAUAUCAGUGAAAGUAGGCUUAAUAACAGAAACACCUCUGUAUAAUGUAAUACAGCUACACACACUACAUCCUCCAUAAUGAUCAUACAGUUGAAUCAAAGACGGUCUAAAACAAUUUAUUACAAACUGAACAUGAUAACCUUCAUGAAGGAGGAUUUACUGCAGGACUGCUGUAUUGCUCAGUUUUAGGUAAAUGUUCCUAAUAAACUGACAACUGAGUGUAUAUAAGUAAUUAUCAGAUGUAUGCAGACUGCAAAGAGUCUGACUGGAAUUAAUUGGUUGAUUUCAGUGCAGUCACCUGUGAACUGAUUCACCUGGCAGCCUAAAGAUGUUCUUUAUUUUAAUAUAGUUUUAUUAUAUAUUAUUAUUAUCCCCAAAUAAGAUGUUUCCCCCUUCCCCCCUUUUACUGUAGUAAAAUGUGUUUUCAGUAAGAGUAGUUAGUGACCAGUGAUCGGUUAUGGGUUUAAAAAAAAAGAAUGAAAUAAACAAUACAAAUUAUCGGAAAAUGCUGAUUUUACCGCCGAUAAUCGGCCAGGCCAAUAAUUGGUUGAUCCCUAGUACAAACUCUUGUAAAACAAAUAAAAUUUGUUCAAACCCGCAGAACUUUAUUUUAAGUUCAAGUGGCGAUCCUGAAGUUUCAACAGAUACCAAACUUGGCAUUUGGAGAAAUGUCAAUAAAAUAAAGCCUUGAGUUUCAAUCUUUUAUUUGGUGUAAAUAGGUAAAACUGUAAAACCGUCAUAAAAUGGCAUUUUACAACUCCUAGAGGAUGCACCUCACCUUAACCAGAAUCCCUGAGAGGUUUCGUUUGUACCUUAGAGGCUACACUAGACUACCUUACACAUUUUUAGGUAUGUUCAACAUUUUUAAAUGAAGUUCUCUUAACUACUGAAUCUCUUUUGAGUUGCUACAUAAUGUCUGUUUCUUUUUAUAUCAUACAUUACUGUUAAACAAUUAACUAUGGGAACUGUUAGAAAUAAAAGAAACUAAAUUAGUUGACUUUAAGUCGAGGUAUGUUAGUUCAUUAUCUCUGUUCUACAAGGCGUUAUCAUACUAAUUACUUUUCUCUUACUCAGCUGUAUUUAAACACACUGUGUUUGACCUUCAGGGUCAUACCAGGAGCAGCUUGUCAGUGCUGUGUGACAAGUUUUUCCUGUUGCAAAAAUUUUCAAAUUCACUGAUUCAUUUACUGUUAAAAAAUCUAAACGCUUACAGUAUGUAUUUCAACAAACUUGCUUUCUAUUCCACAAAUAAAAUUACUUUUAAGGUGCUUUUUAGGUCACUGUCAAGGGUUGCUAGAUCCUCUCUCAAGAUCAACAAAACAUUCAAUUAAGAAUUUCCAUCAGUUAGGAAAUGUAUUUUUAAAAUAAAUAAAUCUGCAGCUAAAUUACAUUGUGAUUUGCUAGUUAUAAAAUGGUUUGCCUUAAUCAUUUAUCAAAAAUAAAAUUCUGAUUUAUGGGAUACUACUGUGACGUAAAUGUGUAUGACACUGCCACCAGUCAUACAUACUUUCAAACAGUUUGUUCAUUAGAAUUGACACACAUUAUUAAUCAUAUGUCUGUGUGUUAUGGCCUUUGAAGUACUGAAGUACUUUUGUGGUGUCUUCCAUAGCGAUGAUGUGAUGAUGAUGAAGGAAUCUCCGCAGACACUGGCUCAGUUAUAUAUAAAAAAGUUUAUUACAAAAAGGCACAGCAUCGUUUGACAAGCAUCAAAACUGCCUGUGAGAGGACCCAAAGCCAAAAAGGAUCUUCCCCCGUUUUUCCCGAAAACCAAACAAUUUAUAGGCUGGGAAUCCUCUAGUUACAUAUUCAUGACAUAGCUAAUUCCUAAUAACCUAUAGUGGCACAGAGCCAACAUUUAUGUCCAAACAUGGUCAUUCUAUAUGAAGUUAAAAUAUACCAUAAAUUCUGUUAUGUAAGACAAAAGUCAGCUUUAGGAAUGUUUUGGAGACAGGAACGGAGGGGGUGCUCACCCUCUUCUGGCACCUGACCUUACACCCAGAGCCUCCUCCUAAAAACACUCCACUCUGUAACUCACAGAGCAGCUAAGACACAACACGUUCGUUCAAGACAGAGGAUUACUUUGUCAAAUACUGCAAUGACUUAUCAUUGAUGCUCUUAAAAUAUGCAGGUAUUGACAUAAAUGAAGACAUGGUCUUCACCAGAUUAUUCACUUUUCUUCUGUGUUGGAUAAGUUAGCAUUAACAUCAUGCACAUACAGUAAAUGCACAUCCUCCAGGUCAGCAUGAGCAUAACAUGGCAGCACAGGUUUACAGCCACAGUUAAGAGUCCAUUUUUCCUCACAGUUUGAGAAGUUCGCCUGACUCCAGCAGCUCACGGUCUUUCAUUGCACCAGUGCGCAGUUACUGACCCGUUCUGUGAGGCCUGUACCGUUUAGCCCACUAGUCAGAUUGCCAUGAGUGGACACUGUUGGUAACACAAACUGCUCCAUAAUGUGUGAGUCAGACUGGGUGCUUUUUUCAUGAUGUGAACAAUUCUUUGCAAAGUGUCAAGAAUUUAAUAACACGUUAUUAGUUAUUAGUGAUUGCAAUGGUGGCUGGACACAAUUUGACAUGGCAGCACAAUGUGAUUGUCAUGACACAUACAGUAAUAAAUGCACUGUAGCUAGUAGGACACAUCUGUCAACCCAAUUUAGGUAACAGAAGAGAGGAAACUAAUGUUAUCUGAGUUUAUUUUGUAUCAUUAAGUUAAAGCUUUGGUCUUCUUAUAUAAAGAAUGUUCCUACAGCAAGGGUUGGCAUUUUUAUUCUUGUCAAGUAACUUUGUCUUCUCAAUGUAACAACACUGUAUAUGUAUUAUAAACACUAUAUAUGGUUCGUUAUGGGGUUUUCGUAUGUCUGGAUUUAUCCUGUAAAUUUAAUCCAAAUAAACAAGGACGCUACUGAAGUAUUUCAUCAGUAGAUUUCAUACACUGACAGGACAACUAUAAUGAAUAAGGUAAAUCAGACUAUAAUAGUUUUUCCUAGACCACAUUAUUGGACUAUUAAAUUUGUCUUUGAAAUAAUAGCUCAAGAAAUCCUGACCAGAAAUGUUUCCUGUCAAACAAAUUUUGUGCCAAAUGUUGUGCCGUUUUUUUUAGUUCACACCAAUCCAGCUGAACAAUGUUUGGUGGUUCAGACACCAAAAAGUACUAAAAUCACAAAACUAAACUAGCUGGUGACUCCUUCAAAGAAAAAACACUAUUUUUUUUUUUGUUUUAAGCAGUAAUUGGCCUUUCUAGCCAAUUACUGGCCAGGAAGACUCCUCAGUCUGAUUUUAUUAAAGGGUGAAAGACAUCAACAAUUCUGCCUAAUUCUUAACAUGGUAUGCUGCCUACUAACUUAGCCAUGCCAUUAUGGUGAAGGUAUUUUUGUUAAGGUAAUUUGUUGUGUGAAUGGAAUGGAAACUAAUUACUGGUCAGUUUAUAUCAUUAAGGGUCUUGAGAUAUUAGAAAAUCUAAAAUAGGGGAGGACUGAUGAUGAUGAUGAUGUCAAAUGGAUGAAAAAAUGCUGAAUAUGGUUUUGGUACUCUUGUUUGGAAAUUGCUCGACUCUGUUGCUGAUGGGUCCAGUGUAAAUUAUCUGAUCACUUAUGUACUGCAUCAUUAAACACGUGGACAGAUGUCCUCCGAGUUGAGCAGGAUGUGUGUUACAUGCAGCAUCUUGAUAAUGUUUCUUGAAUGUGUAACAAAAUGUAUUUCCUAUAAUGGGCAGACAAUAUUUCUGUGUAAUGGACAUGGAGAGCAAAUAAAUGAUCAGGCUUUGUGGUGAUGGACAUUGUGGUGUUACUUGCCUUGUUUUGCAUGGGCUGAAAAUAAAAGGCUAAUGUUCUAUCAUGUUA